This is a messenger RNA of Panthera uncia (snow leopard), 3159 nucleotides long. RefSeq names its product olfactory receptor 56A4-like. The record is from RefSeq and is a predicted model, not a curated record. Gene Ontology annotation, cellular component: membrane. The transcript has a single exon. The coding region runs from base 2107 to 3114 and encodes 335 amino acids. NCBI's taxonomy places the organism in Eukaryota, Metazoa, Chordata, Mammalia, Carnivora, Felidae. Gene Ontology annotation, biological process: G protein-coupled receptor signaling pathway. Gene Ontology annotation, molecular function: olfactory receptor activity.
UUAAAUUUCUUUUGUUUUAAUUUUUUAAUGUUUAUUUAUUUUCGAUGGGGGAGGGGCAGAGAGAGAGGGAGAUGCAGAAUCAGAAGCAGGGUCUGAGCUGUCAGCACAGAGCUUGACAUGGGGCUUGAACCCACAAACUGUGAGAUCAUGACCUGAGCUGAAGUCAGAUGCUUAACUGACUGAGCCACCCAGGUGCCCCAAUCCUUCUUAAAUUUCUGAUUCACAUUGAGAGUCAUUUUCCUAAUCACAUAUGAAAAUGAAGGACAGGACUGAUACAUAAUUGUUCCUUCUAUAGUUUUAGCUCCUGAAUCCUUGGCUUGUUUUAAAGCCCUAUAAUCAGUAGAAAGUGUGUGUGUGUGUGUGUGUGUGUGUGUGUGUGUGUGUGUGUGCAUUAUAUAAUCUACAUUUGGAAAGUCUGGGAUUUUUGGAGUGAAAUUCCUUGGAUUUUAUAUUUUUUGACAGCUAGUCUAACACCUUCUCUCACACAAUUUAUUCUUUCUGAAGAUAUUUGUCAUAUAGGACAGAUGAGCAGGGUCAAUAAUCCCACUUGAUUAUAUUGAUUAUUUGCUGCCUGAGCUCUUUCUUUUAGUCUGUCUUGACUACCUGACUCUCUUCUGCUUCUUUGGCUAUGACAGCCCUUACUGUCAGUCUUCUUAGUACUUGGCCACUCUGUUCUUUGUUUAGUAGUGAGGUAAAUAAGAUGGUACCCAACAAAAGAAACAAAAAAUCAAAGUAUAUGAGCAUACAGAUCAUAGAUUCCAUAUAGAUAGGAUAAUUGGAUUUUGGCUAUAAGGAAUCACAGACAGUGCUGCUUACCAGAUAAAUAGAUCCUGUAUAGGUUUAUAUACUUGAACCAUACUUAUUUAUCUAGCUCAUAAUCUACCUUUGGUGAACCUACUGGUGUAUCCUCAGUACACCAAAAUAUGAAAUACAUAGGCGUUUCUUUUUUAAAAUUGUUUAAAACAUUUAUUUACUUUUGAGAGACAGAGAGAUAUAGAGCUUGAGAGGGGUAGGGGCAGAGAGAGAGGGAGACACAGAAUCCGAAGCAGGCUCCAGGCUCCAAGCACAGAGCCCAACACAGGGCUUGAACUCACAAAUGGUGAGAUCAUGACCUGAACCCAAGUCAGACUCUUAAUGUACCCCUUAAACUGUAAGACUUUUCUAAGGAAUCCAAACCAAAGAAAGCACUCUUGAGAGCACAAAGCACAAGAGAAACACAGGAAAUAACCCAGUAUGAGUGAUAAACACUGUGUUUUUAAAAGGGCAAUCCUGGGGCACCUGGGUGGCUCAGUUGGUUGAAUGUGGGACUCUUGCUUUCGGCUCAGGUCAUUAUCUUAUGAUUUGUGGGUUUGAGCCCUGCACUGGGCUCCAUGCUAGAUGUGAGGCCUACUUGGGAUUCUCUCUCCCUCUGUCUCUGCUCUUCCCCCCCUCCUGUGCAUUCUCUCUCUGUCUCGAAAUAAAUAAAUAAACUUUAAAAAAAAGUGAAAUCCUGUUUGGUACUAGAAGAUAUUAUUCUUCUUGGGUGGAGUCAAGGGAUGCCCUACCUCCAUUCCAAUGUUUCCUAAAGAAUAAAAAUUGGAAACCCUGAAGUCAGGCCCUGUCCAAGUAUAUGGAUUAGGGGGCUGGCCUUUUCUAGGACCUCCAUGUAUUCUGCUGAACAGAGCUCUCCAUAAGCUAGUCCUAAACUCUGAAGGAAAGUGGGGCUUAGUAAGUAAUUGUGCUUGUUGAGGCUAAACAAUGUAUAGUGGCUGAAAGCAGAGACUUUAGAGUCAGACUCUUUUGUCACAGACUUGGCUUCAGUACUUACUGGAUGUAUAAUUUUUAUCAAAAAAGUUUGCCCCUCUUUGUUCCUUUUAAUUAUCUGGAAAAUUAGGAUAACAAUACUAUUACUCUUAAGUGUUUAUUUAAAGGACUAAAUGUGCUAAUGAAUAUAAACAUUCGGCGUAAUGUGUAGCACAUGGUAACUGUUCAGUUAAUGUCAGCAAAUAUUGAUAUGGUGAUGAUGAUGAUGAUGGUGAUGAUAUUGAUUAUUCAAAAACUUCAUUGAGAUAGGUUAAGAGACCCAUGGAAACCUGAAUUUUACUCCAUAUAGAACACAUAUUUUCUAUGUUAAUGUAUUUUGUCCUACAUUUUAAGGGACUCUGGAUUUUUAACUUGUACAGAAUACUUUACAUGGCCUCACCCAGCAACUACUCCACUGCUUCAGUCUCCGAAUUCCUCCUCAUCUGCUUCCCUAACUACCAGAGUUGGCAGCAUUGGUUGUCUCUGCCCCUCAGCCUCCUUUUCCUCCUGGCCAUGGGGGCCAACGUCACCCUCCUGCUCACCAUCCAGCUGGAGGCCUCUCUGCACGAGCCCAUGUACUACCUGCUCAGCCUCCUCUCCCUGCUGGGCAUCGUGCUCUGCCUGACUGUCAUCCCCAAGGUCCUGGCCAUCUUCUGGUUUGACCUCAGGUCCAUCAGCUUCUCUGCCUGCUUCCUCCAGAUGUUCAUCAUGAAUUGCUUCCUUGCCAUGGAGUCCUGCACAUUCAUGGUCAUGGCCUAUGACCGCUAUGUGGCCGUUUGCCACCCACUGCGAUACCCAUCCAUAAUCACCGACCAUUUUGUGGUUAGAGCUACCAUAUUUGUUGUGGCCCGGAAUGGCCUCUUUUUCCUUCCUGUUCCAGUCCUUUCUUCCCGACUCAGAUAUUGUGCAGGGAACAUCAUCAAGAACUGCAUCUGCACUAACCUGUCUGUGUCCAAACUCUCCUGUGAUGACAUCACCUUCAACCGGCUCUACCAGUUUGUGGCAGGCUGGACCCUCCUGGGCUCUGACCUCAUCCUUAUUGUUCUCUCCUACUCCUUCAUCCUGAAAGCUGUGCUAAGGGUCAAGGCUGAGGGUGCUGCGGCCAAGGCCCUGAGCACGUGCGGUUCCCACUUCAUCCUCAUCCUCUUCUUCAGCACCGUCCUGCUGGUUCUGGUCAUCACUAACCUGGCCAGGAAGAGAAUUCCUCCAGAUGUCCCCAUCCUGCUCAACAUCCUGCACCACCUCAUCCCCCCAGCUCUGAACCCCAUUGUUUAUGGUGUGAGGACCAAAGAGAUCAAGCAGGGAAUCCAGAAACUACUGAGAAGGUUGUAAGAGGUAAAAUGGAUAACAACUAACCCAGGGAAUAGAAAUUGAUAG